Molecule: messenger RNA, 1380 nt
Organism: Annulohypoxylon truncatum
Lineage: Eukaryota; Fungi; Ascomycota; Sordariomycetes; Xylariales; Hypoxylaceae
Product: putative iron reductase domain protein
Exons: 4
Coding region: 1-1380 (459 amino acids)
Biological process (GO): proton motive force-driven ATP synthesis
Source: RefSeq, a predicted model, not a curated record
AUGAUCGUGUCGUACUUGACCUCCGCGGCGCUGUCCGCCAUAUUCUACAGCAGCCUCAGCUCCGCCGAACCGGUCCAGUAUUGUCCGGUGGAGGACAUAUGCUACCAAGUGGCCGUGCCCACGUCGUCGGCCGACUCGAACGGGGGCAACAUCUAUCUGCAACUGCGCGCGCCAACAUCGUACUCAUGGGUGGCCUUCGGGACAGGAACCGCGAUGGCCGACUCCAAUAUCUUCGUAAUGUACUCCUCAGGGACCGGUAACGUAACGGUCUCAGCGCGCGCAGGCACGGGACACACGAUGCCGCGGCACAACGCCAUGAUCCAGCUCGAGCUACUUGGGGGCAGCGGGCUGACGAACAACGACGAGACCAUGAUCGCAAACGUGCGGUGCGGGAACUGUGGAUCCUGGCCGGGCGGGUCCGUCAGUCUAUCCUCGGACGCCGCGUCGUGGAUCGCGGCCUGGAAGGAGGGAGACGCCGUCGACAGCACCGACACGGACGCCACGAUCCAGUACCACGACGCGCACGAUGCCUGGACAUUCGACUUGACGCAGGGCACGGUGACCGACGACACGAACCCGUUCUUGGGUGUCCGGCAGUUCGACAACAAUAACCGGGGCGUGGGCCGGGGCAGCUUCGCGGACCCGCGGACGCUAAUCCUAGGACACGGGAUCAUUAUGGCGGUCGUUAUGGUGCUGUUAUAUCCGUUGGGGUCGUCGCUCAUGCCACUGUUCGGAAAAUGGAUCCUGCACGCCUCGUGGCAGUUCCUGGCCUUCCUGCUCAUGUGGGCCGGGUUUGGGUUGGGUAUCGUGGCCUCGCAGCGCAUUCGCCUUGACUUCAACUCGACACACACGCUCCUAGGCACGGUCGUGGUCUGCCUGAUGGCCGUACAGCCCGUGCUCGGCUGGGUGCACCACCGCUACUUCGUUAAGAACCAGAGGCGGGGUCUAGUGUCGCACGCUCACAUCUGGUACGGCCGGGCCUUGCUCAUCAUGGGCGCAGUGAACGGCGGGCUUGGCCUGCAGCUGGCAGACGCCUCCCAAACCUUCGUGGUCGCGUACUCGGUCGUUGCCGGCGUCAUGUUCGCCAUUUAUAUCGCUGCCGCCGUGUUUGCCGACUUCGUCCAAGAGCUCUACCUUAAGGAAUUAAAGGCCUACAAGCCCACACCCAUCAAGGACUCCGACGCUGCCGGUCAAGUCCAAACCUUUACCGCACCCAAGACACCCAAGUCGCCCGAAGAGGCCGACCUCGCCAGUAGCCUGAAGGAAUACGAGAGCAUGGCUGUCGAGGUCGAAGGUAACGAGGGCAUUAGCGCCUCGACGCCCGCCGUCGUGGAAGACUGGCUCGUCGAGGAAGAAGAUGAGGAGCCGGCUCACCAUUAA